AAUGGCGGCUACUAAGAAGAGAUGUAUUCUUUAUCUUAUAAUUCUGCAAUAAUGGGAUUAUGGCUACAAAAUCAAAGAAUUCUGGAUUAUCGAAAUGCACGAGGGAUCCUGUAGAUGACACGGGACAGGAAAGAGAUGAAGAAAAUACAGAAAUUGCAAUGUACAUGAGUAAUGGAGGUAUGAUGAAUGGCACUGAUGAAAACUCUACACAGUUGUGGACGAAUACAGAGUAUUCAACAGACAAUACUCAGAAGAGAUUGUCACAUAAUAUAGUUGAGAGGAAACGUAAAGAAAAGAUUAAAAAAUGGAUUGGACAUAUAGGAGCUCUUUUGCCUUCACUUCCACAUACAACGGAAAAGCCAUCAAGUACAUUGGAAACAAUGGAAAGAGCGGCAUCAUAUAUAGCUGAGCUCAAAGAAAAAUAUGAGCAGUUACUUGUAGAAAAGGGAGAUUCUGUUCAAGUUGAAGAAAUCAAAGAGUUGAGAAAACAGUUGGAAGAUACAAAAAUAGAAAGAGACAAUUAUGCACAAAUUAUCAAAAAUGCAGGCAUAUCUAUUGAUCCUCAAUGGAAAACAGCAAGAUUUGGUCGUCAGCCUUUACCCAAUGGGGAACUUAAUGAUAGUCAAAGUCCGAAAGAAGAGGAGAAAAUAAAAGGAAAAUCUAAGAGAAAGAAUACUGUUAGUGUUCAACUAGAAUCUGUAAAACUUCAACAAGAACAAAAUAAUCAAGCUUUGAAUAAUGUGUUUCCUGGAAUAUUUGGCGGAGUUGGAAACCAAAAUAUGCUAUUGAACAGUGGAUUUCCUAAUGGAAAUCAAGUUGUUAUGACUCCUAAUGGACAUGUUGUUAUGCCCAUGAAUCAAAUGACUAAUGCUUUACAAAAUGGACAAAAUAUGUUACUGGACAAAAGUGCCAAUGGAUUAGGGCUACUACAAAUGGCUAUGCAGGAUGCCGGUAUAACAGAAAUUUCUCGCCAGCCUAGCCCUGAUAAUACUUCCCCGCGUGAAGGAUCACAAUCCUCUAACGUAAAUAAUGAUAGUUUAUCUACAACCUCUACAUCAUCCAUGGCUGAGGAUCCAAAUCAUGCACUGCAAACUCUAGCUUCCGUGGCUUCUAAUCCUCAAAAUGCUGUUUUAACAUCUGUAUCAUCCAGUCAACCAGCAGUAAGAUCUACAGUUGGUCAAACUCUUACAUCAACUGUAGCUCAAUCAGACACUACCACAUCCAAUGUUUCAUCUAUCACAGGGACCACUAAUAUUCAAGGUGUCCAAUAUCCCACAACAUCUGGAAUAUCCACAAGUAUGCCAUAUAUGGGAUUUGUGCCAGGUGGUGCUGUUAACAAUAAUGCUAUCACUACAACUGCUGUCACUUCCACAGCUCCCCCAAUAAUGUCUGUAGGUCCAGGUGGUGUUAAUCAGUUAGCAAAUCAAGGUAAUAUGAUGGUUAAUAUGCCCAUGAAUCCUGGUCAAAUCAAUCUCUUACCACCUAAUAAUUUUGGUUUGCCAGGCAUGGGUGGUAUGUUUAUGAAUCAACAAGGACAAUUAAUAAUGAUAAAUGAACAAGGUGUUCCCAUCAUGGCUGGGAUGAACAACAAUAUGACAAACGUUCUUCCCCAACAAGAACAGCAACAACAGAACAUACCAGUACCAAAAGCGUGCAAGAAGGACAAAAAUUCUAAGAAAGCAAACACAGUUCAACCCAGUGUCAUAAACCAAAAUGUACCAGAUCAAAUGAAUAUGACCUCUGUGAUGACCUCUCAAGGUCAAAUGAAUAUAUUACAACCACAACAAGGAACAAUGAAUAUGUUACAACAAAAUAUAAUGCAGCAGCCAAAUAUGAUGCAGUCUAUGCCCAUGCAAGGUCAGCAACAAGUCACCAUGCCUGGAACCCAAAAUGUUUUUCAGCAGCCAUUUCCAAAUCAACCAAUGGUUCAGAUGCAGUCCAAUAAUACAGGUAGUCAAAAUCAAGGCAUUAUUUUACCCGCAAAUCAAAGUGGCAAUCUGCUUACUCUCAACACGAUGCCAAGCCAGCCAAAUCAGUUACCUUCAGCACUUAUACUGCCCAAUGGUCAGGUGAUUCCGGUUGUCCAAAAUGCCCAGAGUUUGAUCAACAAUCAAUCUGGUGUGUUAACUUCGGGUGGUCAGGUGGUUACUAACAGCACAAGUCUUCAGAUGCCAUUACAACAAAUGGGUGUUGGUAUGCCAAAUACAGUCAUGGGUAAUAUGGCAAAUAUGGAUCUUAAUAAUCAGAUGAUGUUAGGGAACCCAGGAUUUCAAAUGGGUUCUCAAGCACCGCUUCAGCAGUCCAGUAUGGGUAUUCUUAUGCAUGAUCACUCCAAUAAUCAACAAUCCAUCGCCACAUCAGCGCAAAAUCUCACCAACAGUGUUGUUCCUACUUCUUCAACGCAGAGUAUCAUGACAACACAAAUACAGAAUACUACACCUGCCUUGGCGAAUUCCUUUAAUUAUCAAAAAUCUGUUGAUAAUCAAGUACCUAUGUCAGCUGCAGAUGGAAGUGUCAGUAUCAUGCCUAGAAAUCCUGUUCAAGCUAGUGUUCGUGCAACAGCUCCUGAUCUGAAAAAUAACCAGGCAAAUAAUCAAAGUAGCAUGAUGAAUAAUCCACAAGGUAUGGCAACAAUAGCUCAAGGAAUGGGAACACCAGGACCACAAAUUGGACCCAAUGGCUCCAUAUUGUUGACUCUCCCUAUAGAUGGACAGCAAAUGAGUGUACUAGUAGAUCCAGUCACAAUGCAAGUAUUGGGUAGAGUACCACAACCAACACCAACGAAUACUAUUACUCCUACCAGUACUACUGCUACUACAGCUAGCACUACUACCACUGCUGCUACUACUCCUGCUACUGCUGCUAAAAAAUCAGUUGGUGGUAAAAAAGCCCCAAGAAUAUGUCCUAAACCUAAUCAAGCUCCCAAAAAAUCUAAAAACAAAUCUUUGUCACCUGCAGCAGAAGUACAACCCCCAACAGAUGCUGAACCCCAACAACUGAUAACUGAAGCUUCUCAUGAAACACCCCAAGCUGUACCAGAAGAAACUCCUAUGGACCAUGGUUUAUCCUCAGAAGAGUCUGCUGCUAUGACAGAUAUUCUAGCUAAAGCUGCAGAGUCUAUAGGAUUUUAUAAUCCUGCUAAUGAAGAUAAUCCACUACAUAUAGACACUAGUGCUGGGGAAACUGAAGAUGAUGGUAGUGCUUCACCCUCUAAAGCCAAAACGAAGACUCAAGAAACAGUUGCCGAAGAUAAACCUGAUACAGAUGAUAUCACAUCAGUUUUUAACAACAUGGAACCUUUGUUAAAGUCACCAGAAGAUACGUUAACAAUGAAUUUACCAUCAGAAGAAGACUUUAACCAAACGGUGGAGGCAUGUGCAACACCAAAUAAAAAGUCAAAGAAAUCGAAAGCUCUCUCAAAAGAGAAAGAAGAUACAUUAGAUACACCUAAAAUGGCCAAAAAGACAAGCAAGAAGAAAAAGAAAAAUGAUGAUCCAAAUAUGGUCAAUGCUCUUACUAUAGCAGAGCCAGUAUUUGAUUUGCCAGCAGAAAUAACCUUUUCAGAAUCUCAGUUAUCAGAUGUUCUUGACCAGGUUGAAAAAUUGGAUUCAUCCUUCACUGAAACACCUAAAAAAGCAAGUAAAAAGAAAUCGAAAAGUGAUGAAAGUGAUUUACCUGCAAGUAAGAAAAGAAAAAAGAGUUCUGGUAAAGAUAAAGGAAAUACUAAUGUUGCUCAAACUGUUCCAGAUAAUUCUGUGUCACUGCCUGUUUCUCAACCAGAGUCACGAAUGUCUAUUUAUGAUUUUCAAGAUGACAGUCCACCUGAAGUGUCACCUGUACGUAAAGGUGUUCUAAGUUCAUUGAGUGCUAAAUCUGUGAAUGACACUCAUAAAAUUAUGAAGGAAACUCGUUCUAUAGCUGAUAGUUUGGAUGAUUUAGAUAGUGUUCUAUCACAGAGUAUUGAAAUGAAAGUUAACAGUCCCAAAAACACAAGUAAAUCUUCUCGAACUAAAUCCAAAUCUUCAAGUAAAAAGAAAAAAUCAAAAACUGAAGUUAAACCUGCCCCUGAAUCAGAUAUAGUUGAACCAGAAAAAUUCAAUCUACCUUCCCCUGCCAAUAUUCAAACAACAAUGUCCAUGGAACAAAACUUGAACAAUCUUCUGACAUCUCAGAAUAUUGAUUUUACUCCCUCAAGUGAUUUAGUCUCCUCGCCAUUAGCAAAGAUGAUUGAUCCACUGGACGAUAUCCCUUCAGUUAUUUCUCCAGUUCAAAGUCAUAAUCAACCCCAACAUACAAAUAGUUUGCAAGAUCAAAUUACUAGUACACAAAGACAGCCUUCUCCUCAGAUACCAAAUCCGUCAAUCGAAGAUGCAAUCAGAUCACCAUCAUCUUGUCCGAAUAUGGAACCACCUCCACCUUUAACACCACACCAACAUCCCCAACGGAGUGAUUCCAACAAGCACAAAACUCCUCCAUAUAAUUCGCCAGCCUCACAGCCACCAAUUUUUAUGCCAUCAAAGUCCUCUCCUUCCACUCAUAUGUCUAUGCACCCUUCUCCACAACAUCAGCAAUCCAGUCAGUCCCAACCUUCAGUGCCAUUGUCUCAUCUACCAAAUCCUCCACAGAGAUCAUCCACCAUGUUACCACCACAAGACAGUUUUCAAACUCAUAAAUCACCAGCUCAUCUUUCACCUGCCCAGAACAUGUUAUCCCCAGCAAACAUGAGAAAUAAUAUCGAUCAAAAUAUAGUAUCCCCAUCUAAUAUGGCUAUAACAAGUUCUGGAAGAGAGCUAAAUUCAAGCAUGAGAUCUAAUACUGAUCCUAAUAUCAUAUCGCCACCUAACGUCACUAUGGCAACUAUGCAUGAGACAUUGAAUACAAGUCAAGAACAAAGUAUUGUAUCUCCACCAAAUCUCAACUUGGGUACCAACAGAUCUGGUGCUGACAUUCAUCAAGCAUUUGACCAUCCUAGCAGUUUAUCCAGAGUUCCAGAAACAACACCCAUAUUUCCACCUACUGAAUUGCCUUGCUCAAAUGAACCACUUUUUCCUUCCCCUAUUGCAUCUAUACCUAAACUGUCUCAUAUUGAAACCUCACCCAUCAAACCACCAUCGAGAAAUAGUUCUGGAUCAAAUUCUGAUGGUCCAUCCCAACGUUCUAGAAAUAGCAUAUACUCUGCAGAAAACUUUGUUCAAUCAAGUCCAAGUCGAAGUAAUGAUAGCAGACCGUCUCAAGACAGUUCACAGCUUACUAGCUGUUUCGGUCGACCACCGGCAGAAAAUACUUCAGAAAGUUUUAAUUUUACUAGUAUUGGAAUGAAUUUAACAUCUAACACAUCUUCCAAUGUUAUGGCAGGUGGUAUGUCCAUGUCAAGUGCUUCAACACCAUUUUCUUUUAGCUUAACACCAGCAAGUUCAGUUUUAACGUCUUCAUCUGGUGGCAAUAAUAGUGCUAGUUUACCUUCAUCUCAUGGUCAUCAUCCUUUAUCAUUCUACCCUCCACUUCAUCUUCAGCCACCUGGACAGCCUAACAAUUCCCAGGAAAAUCCAAACUCUCAACAACAAGGUAUGAACAUGUUACCAUUAGGUGUUGACUUAAGAAACAACAGACCCCACUCCCGACAAAUGUCCAAUGGUCCUCCAAAUCAAAACACAUUUAAUUUUGGAAUGAUGGAUAUGAAUGACUGUGUUUCUCGAGAGUCCUCCCUGCCACCAAGGCUCAGUUUACCAGGGAUGGAGAAAAAUCAUCAAGAUUUUAGAAGUAGUAACAGUAGUAGUAAGAGGGCUCCUGAGUUAACUCCUGCACGCUCGAUGACAAGUGGUCCAAUGGAACAUAACCUUGGAUCUAGAACUCAAGUAAGCAGUGCCUCUUCUUACUUCCAACCUGCAAACUUUAAUCAGCCACCAUCAUCAUUGAUGACACCGCCACUACGUCAUCCCCCUAUGCAGAGUAAUGAACGUUCUAGAUUAAGCCAUCAGCCACCUUAUGAUCCAAACUUUCAGCCUCGAGGUCCAGCUUUAUCAUCAGGUUCUUUUGGUGCUAACAGAUUUGACAAUUCCAACAAUGGUCAAAGACCAACAAGUAGUGUUCAUUAUGACUCGACAUCUAAUAUUAAUCAAAAUGUACGAAAAUCUAAUUCUAAUCCACCACACAAACAAAACAAACAAUCUCAUCCAUCAUCUGGUUCCAUUCCUUCAACAAAUCAUCCUAUGCCACCACAGAAUACAUCAUCUCAGAGUACUCCAUUAAGUCACAGAGAUAUGCCUAGUGCUCCAGCUCAACCAGUACGCCAAAAAUCUCAGUCACGGAAACAGAACAGUAAAAAGAACAAACUCCAAAGUUUUAAUCCGGAAAUGGACACGAAUCUCUCCCAUUCGAUAUUUGACUCGAAUCAGGGAAUGCCUCCUAACUUUUUUGUGCCUACCUUAUCGCCAAAUCCUAAUAGAAACUUACAAAGUGAAGGACCAUCCUUUUUACAUGGAAACUUGUUUGGAGGUACACCUAGGCCUUUAUCAAAUACAGGGUCUGGUCCUAAAAACUCAGACAUUGGGGUACCAUUUAAUCCAUUAUUUAAUCCGUCAAGAACGCAGAACAGUUUAGCAGGUUUAAAUUUUCAGCCUGGUUUUGGAAUGAAUCAUGUUAGUGCUUCAAGUGCUCCUCAAAUUACCCCACAUUCUGGUAAUGUGGCCAUGCCACCGCAUAUAAUGUCAAACUUUAAUUUGAGUAACAUUUUUACGGAUGUGAACAAUUCUCAAAGUGAUUCAUUGAACAUAUCUCCUAUUAAAUUCCCACAUGGGAAUCAUAUGUUACCCCAGCAUGGGAUGGAUCCCAACUCCUUACAACAUCAUCAUCAGAACAGUGCACUUUAUCAUAAUCGAGGUCAUCCAGGACAGCAACAGGCCCUGCAUAAUGCAAUGGCCAUCAAUAGUUUGCUAGGACAUAAUCCUCAUGGUUUUGAUGUGAGGCCAAUGGGUCAGGGUAUAAAUAGUUCGGUGGGUCCACCAUUUCACGGGCCAGGUCAUCCAGGGUCAUUUGGCAUACCUUCAUUAAACUUUUCUUUACAUGACUCUCACUGACAGAAAUUGUGACCUAUCAGUGUGUUUUGUCUAAGAAUUUGUUUAGCCAUUAUGAAUCAUAUCAUACUUGAGUGCAUAUUUUUCUAUUGGAUAAUGUAGAUAGCAUUAAUCAUUCAUUUAAUAUAUGUAUUAUAUUGGUGCAAAGUGACGAUUGUGCUGGACAUCAGAUGAGAAUUAUCAUCAGAACAUUACAACAUUUUAGUGAAAUCCAAAUGUCUUUCAUGUUAUUUUAUGUGUAUGUAUAUAUACAUUGUGCUAUCGUUUUAUUAUUGAUGUAUGCUGCUGAGGUUCAUGAAAGUGACUCAAUCAUUAUAGUCUGGCUUAAAAAUUGCCUUCCCAGAAAUUUCAGUAAAAUGCAUGACGUGAUAAAUGUACAGUUCAAACUAAAAUUAAGCUUAGGAACCAUGGCCAUGAUAGUUGAGUAUCUUUAAAUUGGGUAAUUAUGAAACAUUCAAAAAGAUAUUUUAGUUGCUUUGUUUUUUUACUGUCAAAACUUGAAUUAUGUCUAUAUGUUGGGUUAAAGUUAGUGCUUAUUUCUAUUUGAAAAACAACCACCUACGUUAAUUAACAGAAUUUUAGUCUUUCAAAUUAAACAAAAUAAAACCUACCUUUUUCAAUUUUCUGGCAGUGGUAACAUUUUGUUUUAAAUAUCUUCGAAUCUCAAUGACUUAGAUUUUUGUUUUUUCAAAAUAAUUAUUUAAUACAUACACACAGGAUGAUAUUUUGUUUACAACUUUUGGUUGUGUGUUUGAAAGACUAGGACAGACAUCUUUAUGAAUUUAUGGCAAUUGUGGUUUACCCAGUAAAGAUAAAAAUGGCGCAUAAUUUAUUUCAUUGAUAGCAACCAAUAACCACUAUACUUUUCUUGAAAACUGCAGCAAUUACAACCGUUCCUGCAUCUGUUCAGAAAUUCAAAAUGUUCUUUUAACAUUUAUUAUUGACCAUUUCAUCAUCCAAUGGCCACAUGGCAUGACAUGCAAUUAACACAAGUCUGCAUUUUGCUCCUCUGGUGUAAUACGGUUGUAAUUGUCUAUGUCAAAUAGCUAAUUAUUAUAUUUAUUGAAAUAAAACACCAUUUGUAUUCUAUUAUAACAAAUUCUUUAUUAUUGGUGUUGAGACCUACACCAGAUUAAGGACUUUUGAUCAUGUAUAGUAACAUCUGGCAACUAUAAUAAGAAUAAACUUUAAGUGUGUAUUUUGAUUGUAACAAUUAUAAGGCAAAAAUUUUUGUUAAUAAGCUAAUUUAGAUUCGGAUACAGCUAUAACACUAUAUGUGGUUGAGCUGAUUGCUUCCACUUGAUUCAGAAGCAUUAGUUUAUUAGAUAAACAACUGUAUUGCAUUCAAGUGAAAAUAUGUGAUAGAACUUGUAACACUUGACAAUGAAGAAGUGUAUUUAUAGGUUUUAAAGUGCUGAUUUUUGUCAUGCAGAUAGCAGCGAUACCCAGUCAAUAUGACAGCAGCUCUUCAUCCAUUUUUUGUUUCAAUGGCAUUUAGUAAUAUUAUAAGAUUUUGUUAAAUAUUUGGAUUGUUUACCCAGCUAUUAAUGACAUGUUUUACUGUCUUUAUCAGGCUUAUUUAAUAAUGCGUCAAAUAUCAUUGGGUUUUUUAAAAUAGAUGUUCCAAACCAAGAAAGUGAUUCAUGUAAACAUGUCAUUAGAUAUUAAUUGAGUAACAAUCAGAAUAAACAAGAACGAAAAUAAGAUUAAGUUUUAGUUAGAUUGGCAGUCGCCUAAAUCAAAUUCUUAAUAUCUCAUGAUAGUGAAUGCAGUUCUAUCCGUAGCAUAGACGUCAAUCAAGUUAAAUUCCACCUCGUGGUCAUUUUCAGAGCAUGUUUUGAAAUGUAUGUGUUAAUUACUAAAUAAUUUCUUGAUUGUAGAAUUAUUUUACAAAGUUUUAUAUAUUAACGGUAUCAAUCAUGUCAUUCAUUGUAAGUAAUUUCAUUUCAUAAAUCAAGUGUCAUCAAACGUGUUAAAUAAUUGAUUGUCAUCAUUAAUAUAUUGGUCAAUAUUUUUGUUUAUAUAAAACUUAUUAAUAAAAAAGAAAGCAUAAUAUUUAAUUGUUAAUAAUUAAUAAUCAUACUAACUAUAGAAGUAGCAAUUAUAAAUGUUUUACAUUUGACACAGAUUAAUUAUAUUAUUUUUAGUUAAACAAAUUCUUUGAAAUAAUUUGCUGAUAUUCUUUUGUACAAUUUUAAUAAGCCCACAUCGAAAUGUGGUUGUAUACUGUUGUCGGUCAGGCCUGCUGGCAUCCACAAGUUCUUGUGGACGCUCUGGAGGCUAAAGUUGAUAUUUGUGGGUUUCUCCGGGUCCUCCGGUUUGCCCCCACUGCAAAAGACCCCUACACGCAAGUGAAUUAUGGAAAUAAAAUUUAACCAUAUGUUAGUACCGUAAUGACCUGGUUUGUGUCGAGUGGACGUUAUUAAACCCCAUUUCUCUCUCUCUCUCUCUCUUUUCAACUAUAUCUGAUAAUUACUGCCAGCGUUUUGGCCCUUGACCUCUUGAAAAAUCUUGUGGAAGCUCUAGAGGCUAAAGUUAAUAUUCAAAUGACUUUAGAUUUAUACAAAGUGUUUAAGGUCAUGAGUCCAAGAAGUCUAUUGAUUUUUAACAAUUUCCAAUAAAUACUGCCAGAGUUAUGGCCCUUGAUCACUUUAAAAAAAUCUUUUGGAAGCUCUAGAGACUAAUGUUAAUAUCCGAUUGACUUUAAAUUUAUACACAGUGUUUAAGAUCAUGAGAUGAAGAAUCCUAUUGAUUUUCAACAAUUUCCGAUAAUUACUACUAGAGUUAUAUUCCUUGAUCACUUUCAAAAAUCUUGUGGACGCUCUAGAGUAUAAGGUUAAUAUCCGAUUGACUUUAAAUUUAUACACAGUUUUUAAGGUCAUGAGACAAAGAAGUCUAAUGAUUUUCAACGAUAUCCAAUAAAUGCUGCCAGAGUUACGACUCUUGAUAUUAAAUGUUUUGUAUAUUAAACUUUAGUAUAGGGCAGAACUAAUGAUUUCUGAUACUUGAUGGGCUGGUACAUGUACGGUAAUCAGAUUUUAGUGUGUUGUAAAUUUUUUAUAUUUCAUUACUGACAAAAGAAAAAAUAUGAAACAACCCUUGAUGACUUAGCUGCUGUGGGCGUAUGUUUCAUUGCCUGCCAACCUAUCUGCUAUACCUCUAUUUAAUUCUGUCUCUUCCAUUGUACUUGAAUUCUUAUUACUCCCCUACUCUUUCCUUCCGUCAAAUAGUAAUGUACUAAAAUGUUGUUAUACAAUUAUCUUUAAUAAAUAAAGUGACAAGUGUUGUUGUUGAAAUAAAACAUUAAGUAUAUUCUUGCAAAAAAUUAAUUAAAAUUUUAGUUAACGGUAUGUCAAAACAUUUUCUCAAUUGUUAGAGUAAUACCUAAUUUUACAUCAACAUCUGUGUGGAGUGGAUAUGUGAACCAUAAUGUUCAAAAAUUCAAUCAAUAUACAAUGUUUUAUAUUGGAUUUGAGCAAUUUUGGAUGCAUUAAUCAAUUCACAGAGCAAAAAGAUUAAUCUUAGCUAAACAUGAAAAUUUUCUGUCUAAUUGAGUGUUCAAAAUUGAGAAAGGAACUGUUUAUGUUGAUAGUGGAUCUUAAUACCAGUAUGCAAAUCAAUCUCCAAAAUAUUUACCAGUUAUAUUCACUAAAAUAAACUAAGACUGUUUCCUUAAAGAUCAUGCCAUAAUAAUGUGAUUGUUCAAACAACAGCAUAGAAACUCUAAUCUUUAAUUUGGCCCAUUACCGGUAUUAUAUGACAUUUACCACCAAACGAGACAUAUAAGGGCUAUAGCCUAUAGUUAUCCCAGUACCUGUCUAAAACUUAUAUAUUCUGUAAACCAUUACCUAUGAGUGUAUGAUUUAUUUAGAAUUUUCUGAUUAAUUUGUUGCAAUUUUUAUCUACAUUAAAAGAGCUGGUUGUUUAUUUAUAUUUUAGGGUUUGGUAAUUACAGUAUCUGUUGUGUACACAAUGUGCUUUUAACAAUACAUGUAUUGACAGUGAAAACUUUCGAUAAUUUGGCAUGCAGAUAUCUAUGAUAGAAAUUAAAUUGUAAAUACUGGAACAGUGGUGUAUUAUAACUGCUGCUGUAAAUAUGUACAAAAGAUCUAUUGGCUAUAUUCUUUCAUAUUUAUAAUCUAGACAAGGAGUCUACUAAUAAUUAUGGGUGAUAUAAGAAUUGAACCACUGACAGUUUUAUGAAUAUAUUUUGAAGGCGUUUUGUAUAAAUUGUGUAUUAAUAAUUGUUAUGUACAGAUAUCUUUUUUAAUGUCUGUCUUUUUAAGGCAUUUCUUAUUAUUAUGUCAAGAGAACAAAGUGUUCAUAUUGAUAAAUAUAUUGAAUAUUAUAUCAAAUCUACUUCUAUGUAUCAUGACAAGUUACCAAAAUAUUUUAUUUGAAUUUUAUUAUGAUAGAAAAAGUAAAAGAAAGAUAAAAACAGA
This is a messenger RNA of Patella vulgata (common limpet), 11515 nucleotides long. RefSeq names its product mucin-4. The record is from RefSeq and is a predicted model, not a curated record. The transcript has 7 exons. Lineage: Eukaryota; Metazoa; Mollusca; Gastropoda; Patellidae. Gene Ontology annotation, molecular function: protein dimerization activity. The coding region runs from base 60 to 7076 and encodes 2338 amino acids.